GACCUUUCCACGGAGAUCCUGCGUCCUGGUUGCGACUUUGGCGCUGCGUUAAGACGAGAAAACACCGACCUCAGCUGUCAGCUUUGAAUGUGGCCGCCUGCAUUGCCUUAUCACCUCUAACACUCCGGGUAUUGUUCCUCUUUAAUGACAGCGGACUUGCCAAACAAAAGCGGGAGUGACUUGAAAAGUGCGCGCAGAGAUUUUCUUUUUUGGCACAAGUGAAGUGACGAUAUCCCCCAAAUGGUCGCGAUGGGGUUUGAGUUGAAGAACACGUAAUCCCACUGAAACCAGCCUGACCCAAGCCGUUGUUAAGGUAACCGGGAAGUUGAAAAGGCGUUUUUUUCUUUUAUUCCGUGACCGCUGGGAUGUUGUGAACGGACGCGUCUCCGGGACAGAAGGAGCGGGGGACGCAGAAGGAAGAGAGGCGCACCAGGGCUGGACGAGCACCGGAGGGAUUAUGGCUCUCGCAACGGUUUUUCUCAGCCUCACCACGCUGGCGCUUACAAACUUGCACCUGUCGAGAGCCAGCAACCGGCAUGCGGUGUACUGGAACAGCUCCAACAUACUGUUACGAAGGGAGGGCUACACGGUGCAGGUCAGCGUCAACGACUACCUGGACAUCUACUGCCCACACUACAACACCAGCCAGCGAGGGACGCUUGAGCGCGUCAUAGCCGAGCAGUACAUCCUCUACAUGGUCAGCUACCGUGGCUACCGCACCUGUGACCCCCAGCUGGGCUUCAAACGCUGGGAGUGCAACCGGCCCCACGCGCCUCACGCACCCAUCAAGUUCUCUGAGAAGUUCCAGCGCUACAGCGCCUUCUCGCUGGGCUACGAGUUCACCGUGGGCCAGGAGUACUACUACAUCUCCACGCCCACCCACCACCACGGCCACAGCUGCCUGAGACUGAGGGUCUACGUCUGCUGCUCCACCGUCUCCCAGGCAGAUGAUGACUCCAGUCAGACUUCUCCCGACUACACGGUCAGGCCGAACAUCAAAGUACACAACAUCGAUGAAUUCAAUCCCGAAGUUCCCAAGCUGGAGAAAAGCGUCAGCGGCAGCAGCCAAUCACGUGACCGCCUUCUUCUCACAAUGGCGAUGCUGCUCGUGUCGUCCGUGCUCUUGUCCUAGCGACUGUCGCGCAGAGUGACGCUUCACGCAUAGCUGGACCGCCUUGUCCAAAGGGCUUUGUACCCACCUAUGCUGCGAGUUUCCCACGGAACACAGACGUGAAUCUAGAACAGAACCACAAUUGAAAGAACAGAAAAAAAAACAACAAUCCUUUAAUUUAACUUACAGAACUCAAAAGAGAAAGGAGAGGCCUUUUUGCUGUCAUAUUUACACUCCGUGUGUUGUUGGACAUUAUUAUCAUAUGAAUACCACAGCAUUUCCAUGCAGGUGCCACAACAUGGUGAUUCAGAAACAUGACUUCUAUGCUGCUGUUGUGCCCGACAGGCGAGGGAGAAAUUGGACCUAUAAUGAGCUGGAUGUAGACUACACACUCUUAUUGUAGCGUGGAUAUCAAACCACCUGAGGAAUUUAAGAAGGUGGCAAUUGUAACAGGAGCUGACUUUGCAGUGGAUUUUUAGGCCUUGGACCUCGGGGACCACGUGUGCUGACGGAUUAAACUCAGCUUUGAUGUAGUGAGGAGCGAGCUGGACUCUGUGGAACUGUGCUGAUCUCACCUGGACUUUACAGGAUAUUCAUAUAAUCAGUGAGUGAUGAGAACUGCUGCCACUGUCCCGGACACAGAGGAAUGUUUUCACACCGGAGCGAGGGAGGUGUUGGUAAUAAGAGCCUGAGGUGUUUCUUAAAAUAAAAAAGGGAGAGACUUUGCGAGGAUUUCCACAGGCCUUUCAAGAAUCCAUUUUCUCCAGACACCAGAAAUACCCCCGGCUUUGUGAUAGGUACAGAUGCAAAGCCUGCGUUUCUUAGAAGAUAGCGAGUACCCUCUGAGAACUAGUCCUUUGUCUGCAUUUCCUGCCUUCACACAACCCCGAGAAAAAUACAGACCCUGGACUAGUAAUUUGACGGCACUUCGAUGUAGUAGCUGUACUAGAUGUGUGUUUUGUUCCGACGCAUUUACCCUCAGCACUCGCCGUAGAUUCUCCAGAUGUCAGACGUUUUCUCCUCGCAGCCAGUCACUCAGAACGCGCCGCUAAUUUACAAUCCUUAAAAACCUCUCUAGGUAGCAAGUUCCCUUUCAAUCCGCAGACAACCCCCAUCCAUUCCUUUUCCACAUCUGAGGUUCCCAGCCAUAGUUGGCACUGAUGGCCAUUACAGCAGCUGCGGUCACCAUGGAAACGACCCCAUACAGUCGCCAGAGUGCGGCAGGUGCCUGAGGAGAAAUAGUGCUUUGAGUCUCAAAGUAACGCUGCCGCCAUUUUAUAAUAUAACAGAGAAAAAUAAAACAAAAAAAACCAACCAAACACGUGUGAAUGUGCAAAUAGAGGUCACUUUUUUAUAUUGUAAUACAGGACAAUGUAGGCUGGCAGUAAUCAGAUUACAAUGUUGUGCUUUUUAAAUUGAUUUCGUUUACAAAUGUAUUUAUUUUAACAUUAAAAUAUAUUAUUUAUCUACCUAAUUUAUUAGUGUGCAUUUGUAGGCCUUUGCUCAAUAAGCUCUUGUGCCAUUUUUUUAUUCUUUUCUUUUUUUCUUUUUUUUUUAAACAGUGGAAUUUUUACUGCAGCAUUUUUUGCUUGUGUAGAUAAAUAGUCGGAUGUAAUUCAGCCUGACGGACAGAGGAGGGUUAUUGGUUUUGACUAAUCAGUGGGGACAUGCACUCAGUUACACUACUCAUGUAACAGAUACUGCUAACCACAUUAUGUUGCUGAAGACCAUGUCACAACCCAACUGUGAAUGCACCAGACAGACGAUGGUGAUGAAAGGGCAGCGUUACUCAAGUGCUGCUCUUGUAAAACGAAGGAGUCUGCAUUGUAAUGUACAUUUAUAAUACAUGCCGGUUGUGGAAUGUGCGUGUGUGUAUGAGUGUGUGUGUGUGUGUGUAGGAGUGCAAGCAAGAAAAAACAAAACGUGUGCACAGUUGUGUGCGUAUGUAUGUAGAAUGUGUUUGUCCGCGCUUUUUCAAGUAUGUGGCAUUUAGACAUUUCGGACCCGUCAAGGAGUCGUCUGUAGGAUCUGAAUAUGCAAGUGUGUAUGAGAGAAUGUGCUCUGCUGUAAUGUUAGUUUAUGGGGGCUUGGGAAGCGGAUGAAAAGCAUUUACUGAUGUUGGAGACAACCACAAGAAAUGUGUUUACCUUUGACAAGAAUGAAUUAAAAAAACAAAACUGUAAAUUGAACCAAGAAUGAUUAAAAACGUUGCCAAUUAAAAUGUUUUUGCAAAUUUAA
Messenger RNA from Paralichthys olivaceus (Japanese flounder), 3349 nucleotides. It is a transcript of the gene efna3a, whose product is annotated as ephrin-A3a. Gene Ontology annotation, cellular component: plasma membrane. Gene Ontology annotation, biological process: ephrin receptor signaling pathway; axon guidance. The record is from RefSeq and is a predicted model, not a curated record. Lineage: Eukaryota; Metazoa; Chordata; Actinopteri; Pleuronectiformes; Paralichthyidae. Gene Ontology annotation, molecular function: ephrin receptor binding.